Rosa rugosa (rugosa rose) is the source of this 3733-nucleotide messenger RNA. Its product is annotated as pentatricopeptide repeat-containing protein At1g77360, mitochondrial-like. Gene Ontology annotation, molecular function: protein binding. The record is from RefSeq and is a predicted model, not a curated record. Lineage: Eukaryota; Viridiplantae; Streptophyta; Magnoliopsida; Rosales; Rosaceae. The transcript has 2 exons. Bases 104 to 1549 code for a protein of 481 amino acids.
CAUUUGGUUCCAUUUGUUUCAUAAUUCUUAAACAUAUUUGCUGUCCCUCAUUUUAGUUUUCAAUACUCCAGGUGCCUUUAAUGCCCAUUGGGUUACAAAGAAUAUGAUUAUCAAGAUACAGAGCUAUGGAGAAAAAUUGGGUUUUCGAUGGAUGAUGCUCUCCCGAAAUUACUGUUCGAGUGAAGCAACAAGGCACAUUACUGAUCCAACCAAAAGAAUAUGCAAAAUCAUGAUGUCUUGCCCCACACUCACACUUGAUACUGCCCUUGAUCAAAGUGGGGUCAGAAUUUCACCUGAAAUAGUAGAGGAUGUUCUCGUGAGAUUCAAGAAUGCCGGAAUGGUUGCAUACCGCUUCUUUGAAUGGGCAGCGAAGCAGCAAAACUACACGCAUAGUGUUAAGGCAUACCAUGCUAUGAUCGAUUCUUUGGCAAAGAUAAGGCAGUACCAGAUCAUGUGGGAGCUUGUGAACUCAAUGAGGACCCAAAGGAUGCAGAAUAUGGAGACAUUUGGUAUCAUUAUGAGGAAGUAUGCCAGGGCUCAGAAGGUUGAGGAAGCGAUUUAUACUUUUAAUGUUAUGGAAAAGUAUGAUUGUGCUCCGAAUUUAGCGGCAUUCAAUGGCCUGCUGAGUGCUUUGUGCAAAUCCAAGAAUGUGAGGAAGGCUCAGGAGAUUUUUGAUAAAAUGAAGGACCGCUUUGAGCCAGACUCAAAGACAUACAGUAUAUUAAUUGAUGGAUGGGGAAAGGAUCCAAAUUUGCCCAAGGCAAGGGAGGUCUUUAGAGAAAUGGUUGAUGCUGGCUGUAAUCCUGAUAUAGUGACUUAUGGUAUCAUGGUUGAUGUUCUGUGCAAAGCAGGGAGGGUGGACGAAGCCAUUGAGAUUGUUCGGGGCAUGGAUGCUAGUGGUUGUAUGCCUACAUCUUUUAUUUACAGUGUUCUGGUGCAUACAUAUGGGGUGGAAAAUAGGAUUGAAGAUGCUGUUGAAGCAUUCUUGGAGAUGGAAAGGAAUGGAAUCAAGGCUGAUGUAGCCGUCUAUAAUGCCUUGAUCGGUGCUUUUUGUAAAGUUAACAAGUUCAAGAACGUGUGGAGGGUCGUAAAUGAUAUGACUUCCAAAGGUGUUGCAGCCAAUUCGAGGACCUGCAAUAUCAUCUUAAACAGCUUGAUUGACCGUGGAGAAACUGAUGAGGCAUUUAGUGUCUUUCGUAAAAUGAUCAAAGUAUGUGAUCCAGAUGCAGAUACAUAUACAAUGAUGAUAAAAAUGUUUUGCGAGAGAAAUGAAUUAGAGAUGGCUCUUAAAGUGUGGAAGUACAUGAAGUUGAAACAGUUUGUUCCCAGUAUGCAUACAUACUCAGUCCUUAUUAAUGGAUUGUGUGAAAACGGUAAUGCUUCAAAGGCUUGUGUCUUACUGGAAGAGAUGAUAGAGAAGGGGAUUCGGCCAUCAGGUGUGACAUUUGGGAGAUUAAGACAGUUGCUUAUAAAAGAAGGAAGAGAAGAUGUACUGAAAUUUCUUCAAGAAAAAAUCAAUCUCCUUGUCAAAGAGCCUUUAUCUGAUUGAGGAGUCAGACUAGCUACUGAGAAAGUUUGGUUUCUUAAUGCAUUACUUACAAGUUCUGGAGUAUAUUGCUGUUGAUGUGCUUGCUCAUGAGAGAAAGACUCAGCUUUUGCAGGUAAAAUUUGUUUGAAAUCACUGCCGAAUAAAAAAAGGUUUCCCGACAAAUGGGUGUUAUUCUCCGAAUCAUUAUGGUGUGGUAAAAUAUCACGUAGAGUUUUAUCAAGUGAUUAAAAGCAAUGUUUGUGGUUCAUCAGAGCUUCAUCUCAAACAAUUAAGUCAGAUUUUUCAAUAACUUUUGCUAAAUUUGUACACUGCCGUCUACAGGUCUCUGGCAGGGAGAUCUGCUGUCCCCCCUUUUGUUCUUGAUCUGUGCUGAAGUCUACAAUUAUCAACUAGAUACUUUCCUGACACCUUUUUCUCGGCUUCGUUAGUCAAUGCCUCCCUCCCAAGUUUGGAGGUGCUUAUGGGGAAGAGAGCUUGUCAAGCAUAGUGUUUUGUGGAGGAUAGCUGAUGGAACAUCUGUUCAGAUCUAUAAUGACAGAUGGAUCCCGAGACUGACUACUGUUAUGGUUUGCAGUCCUUUAAAUUUCUCUUGUGAGUGAUCUUUUGCUUCCUUCUGGGAAAUGGGGUAAAGCAAAAGUUGAAGCCAAUUUCUUUGUGGAGGAUGCUGAUUACAUUCUUAGUCUCCCAUAUAGCAAGGCAGACAGAAGGGACAAGUUGAUAUGGUUUUUUGAGAAGCAUGGAAAAUUCUCAGUGAGGUCAGGGUACAAGUUGGCUUUGUCUUUCAUGGAGAAUGCCUCUGAGAGAUAAAAGUCCACAAAUGAAUCUCAGUCAAGAUGUUUUUGGAACUUUGGAGUCUAGGGUGGCAAACAGAGUCGAACUGUUUUUGAGGAGGGCUUCUCGAAACAUCCUGCCAUGUACAAAUUCUAUAAAAGCCUGGAAAAUUACUCCUAGUGAUUUGUAUUCGAGAUGUGGUAAGAAAUCUGACUCUGCUUCAUGCCAUCUUUAAGUGCAAGAUGAGUAAAUAUGCUUGGAGAGUUGGAGGUGCAAUUUUGGUUUAAUGGGAAAGUGGAAUUUUCAGCAACUUCUUCAAUCUUCUUGAGUAUGCAGCUGGCACCCUUUCCCUGUGUGACUUGAACAGUUUGCUUACUGUCCCUAGUUACUUUGGAAAGAAAGAAAUGAUGUUUUUCAUGUGUUGUCUGAAAGACUUGAACUUAUCUCUGAGAAAGCCAUUUGUAUGCUGGAGGAGUUAAAAAAUGAAAAUUUAUUGGAAAGCAGUGCCUUAACAGAGAAUGCAAGAUGGACCCCUUCCAAUGAGGAUUCUUUCAAACUUAAUUCUGAUGUUGUCCUUGACGACAUUAAUGGUAGGAAGAGUUGGAGUGUGGUUCAAAAUUUGAGAGGAGAGCUGAAGGGGGCCCGUUCCAGAUCUUGGAAAGGGAGAGGUAGUCCUUUAGAGGCGGAGUUGCAGGGGAUUCUUGAUGGCAUCAAGUUUGCUAUUUAUGGAAGCUUCAUGCCUGUUAUCGUUGAAUCUGACUCUUCUGAGGCACUAACCCUUGUUGGGCAGCUGUUAGUCUUAUUGUGGAGGACAUCAAAAUGUUAUUGAGUAUCGCACAGGCAAGACGGUUAAGCUUCAUCCCCACGAGGGCAAUCUGGUAGCUCAUUGAAGACAAGCAGUAGAGAAAUUUAUCCAUGGGAAAGAGAUUGACUUGGAGGAGUUGAGAGGGAGAGUGGACCAAGCCCAGAUACAAAAGGUAUGUGUUACAAGCAACUAGUAUUCUUGUGAAGGUGAUGUUUAUAGUUAAUGAUUGAUCAUCAACAAACUGUGUUUUCAGCACUAUAGCCUUUGGAUAUGGAUAUCCACGCUUGCUGAUGCUAUUAUAUGCUGGAUUGCUGCUCGAGAUGCCUUGUGAGAAGAAAAAGUUAUAACUUUGUUUUUCCUGUGCCCAAAUGCGUUGCUACAUUACAUAUUUUUCUAAAAUGAGACUGAUGUUUGGCGGCGAGGGUAGAAUUGAAGAGCUUAUUUUAAAGUGGCCAAGGGAACAUAAAAGUUUGCAAAGUUUUCUCAUGUUGAGCCUAGAUAUGUAGUGUGGUUAUAGGAAGGGCCUGAAUGGCUAAUGAAUUGUAUAUAGAUUGAUAUCAACGAUAUUACCCUCUUUAUCUAUUGAAUGGAAUUUCAGUUGAUAGAAA